This is a messenger RNA of Botrytis deweyae, 399 nucleotides long. RefSeq lists its product as uncharacterized. The coding region runs from base 1 to 399 and encodes 132 amino acids. The record is from RefSeq and is a predicted model, not a curated record. The transcript has 3 exons. Lineage: Eukaryota; Fungi; Ascomycota; Leotiomycetes; Helotiales; Sclerotiniaceae.
AUGAAGAUCACCACUCCCCUCACAAGUCUCCUCCUCAGUUUCGCAAGCUACACGACCAUCAAUGCUCAAACAGCAGCCGACACAAUAAAUUCAUGUCAAAACCAGAAUGUCAACAAUUUCAUCUUCGCAAGCUACGACGGCGACCUCGCAGCAACCUACGCAUAUUCCCUUUGUUUCCCAUUCGAAAUCUUCGGAAAUGCGCUCGAUUCCGCUCUUUUCUGUCGCGAUGCACAUUGUUCUUUUUAUAGCGACGAUGACUGUACAACACCCUCGGCUUUCUCAAUUACUCCUAUUCCUUUCAUUCAAAACCAAGGUCUUCCUACCAAGGUAACUGCGAGCUUGGGGUGGAAGAGCGCAAAAUGUGGAAGUAGUUUGGUGGGGUUUACUUUGGGUCAGUAA